AUGCUGCUGAUCACUGAAGCUCUUCUUCUCAUUUUAGCUGCUCUAGGACAGGAUCACAGAGAUGCUGUUGAAGGACAAAUAUUUCCACUGGAUAUGGCACUGAAUUCUGUUGAUGAUCAAUAUGAGGGCUGUAGAGAGAAAAUGACACACCUAGUGGAGACAGAAUAUCUAAAUAAAGAAAUAUCUAACUUGCCUGAUUGUAAGAAGACUUGGCAAGAUGGUGAAAGAUAUGCUAGAACACCAGAAGAUAACUUGACAAGGAAUAAUUUAAUUGCCAUUUAUGUGUACACCAACUCAGAUAUAAAUGUUUAUCGUGAUUUCAAUAAUGCUGUUCGUAAUGGUAAACAAAAAUAUGACGACAAGACAUUUACAUGGUAUUCACUUCAAUUUCUGUUAACAGAAGCGAUACAGAUUUUGAACAAAACACAAAAGAAAUGCUAUUCAACUUAUCGUGGUACAAAUGUUACAUUUAAUAAGCAUGUUCUGAACAAAGAGGUUCGCUUUGGCUCAUUUACAUCAUCAUCUCUUGAUCGUACAGUCGCAGAGGGUUUUGGAUCUAAAUCUUGUUUUGAAAUCUACACUUGUGAAGGUGCUGAUCUGAAAAAAUACUCAAAGUUUCCCAAUGAACAAGAGGUGCUGAUUCCUCCAUAUGAGAAGUUUAAAGUCACUGCUGUCAAAACAAGAAGAGAUGAGCCUGAUCUCUGGUGUGACACUGUGUUCACUUUGAAAAGCUCUGGAACAAGAAGUGACCUGAACUGUGCUCUGUUUAAGAAACCAACCAAGACCUUAAAAAAUACUUCAAAAU
Sinocyclocheilus grahami is the source of this 805-nucleotide messenger RNA. Its product is annotated as NAD(P)(+)--arginine ADP-ribosyltransferase 1-like. Gene Ontology annotation, molecular function: NAD+-protein-arginine ADP-ribosyltransferase activity; NAD+ poly-ADP-ribosyltransferase activity. NCBI's taxonomy places the organism in Eukaryota, Metazoa, Chordata, Actinopteri, Cypriniformes, Cyprinidae. The record is from RefSeq and is a predicted model, not a curated record. The transcript has 2 exons. The annotation marks the transcript as partial.